This is a messenger RNA of Nannospalax galili (Upper Galilee mountains blind mole rat), 6554 nucleotides long. It is a transcript of the gene Ttc4, whose product is annotated as tetratricopeptide repeat domain 4. The transcript is spliced from 10 exons. The coding region runs from base 89 to 1249 and encodes 386 amino acids. Lineage: Eukaryota; Metazoa; Chordata; Mammalia; Rodentia; Spalacidae. The record is from RefSeq and is a predicted model, not a curated record. Gene Ontology annotation, molecular function: Hsp90 protein binding.
AGCCCGGAGCUUUGAGGGACGGGCACCUGAACCGCCGGAAGGAGCGGUACUUCUCUGUUCAAGCUCUGCAAGAGAGCUUUGAGCUGCCAUGGAGCGUUCUGAGCCGGACCCUGCAGAUGACGACGUCAUGGACUCAUUCCUGGAAAAGUUCCAGAGCCAGCCCUACCGCCGCGGCUUCCACGAGGACAAGUGGGAGGAGGAAUUUGACAAGAUCCCCCUAUUCAUGAAGAAAGCACCAUCAGAAAUUGACCCCAAAGAGAAUCCCGACUUGGCUUGCCUUCAGUCAAUUAUUUUUGAUGAUGAGCGCUCUCCGGAAGAACAAGCCAAAACUUACAAAGAUGAGGGCAAUGACUACUUUAAAGAAAAAGACUAUAAGAAAGCUGUGAUUUCAUAUACUGAAGGAUUAAGGAAGAAAUGUGCAGAUCUUGAUUUGAAUGCUGUUCUCUAUACCAACCGGGCAGCAGCACAGUACUAUCAGGGCAAUUUUCGUUCUGCCCUCAAUGAUGUGCUGGCUGCCAGAAAGCUAAACCCGUGCCACUUGAAAGCCAUAAUAAGAGGUGCCCUGUGCCAUCUGGAACUGAAACACUUUGCUGAGGCUGUGAACUGGUGUGAUGAGGGGUUACAAAUAGAUGCCAAGGAGAAGAAACUUCUGGAAAUGAGGGCUAAAGCAGACAAGCUGAAGCGAAUGGAAGAGAGGGAUGUGAGGAAAGCAAAGUUGAAAGCAAAGAAGGAACAGAAUCAGAGCGAGACUUUACUCCAGGCCAUCAAGACUAGGAACAUUAAGCUUGUGGCUGAAGCUGUCAGUGUGGAUGAAGAUUCAAUCUUAGAUGGUCCAAGUCAGAUCUUCCUGGAUGGACUUAGCUCUGAGAACCCCUGUGGAGCCCGGCUAAGUCUAGAUGACCAGGGCAGGCUGAGCUGGCCUGUGCUGUUCCUGUACCCGGAGUAUGCCCAGUCUGACUUCAUCUCUGCUUUUCACGAGGACUCCAGGUUUAUUGAUCAUCUAGUGGUGAUGUUUAGUGAGGCACCCCCCUGGGACGUGGAGCGGAAAUACAGCUCUGAGCAUCUGGAGGUCUACUUCGAGGAUGAGGAUAGGGCAGAACUAUACCAGGUUCCACCCAACAGCACACUGCUGCAGGUGCUGCAGCACCCUAGGUACUCUGUGAAAGCGCUGACACCAGCAUUCCUGGUCUGUGUAGGAUCCUCUCCUUUUUGUAAGAAUUAUCUCCAGGGAAAAAAGGUACACAGGUAAAGUGGGAGCCAGGCCUUUGGGGUCUCUCCCUCAACUUCCUCUGCCUGCAGUCUAGCACAAUUGAAUUGGCUGGACAGACCUGGAGCUAGAGUGUGGCACUUUUUUUUCUAUCAGUGGUCCAUAGCCUCAUGCUGAGGGGGUUGAGCUGCUGGCCUCCUUGAACUUCAACCUGUCUGGCUAAGUACUGAGCUCCAUCUGGUCCUCACUCUCAUCAGUGGACUCUCAGCUCUACCCUGGUUGGAACAUCCUUGGAGUCCGUCUUUGAAGAAACCAUCUGCUACAGUUGUCACAUCAGCUGGCCUACGGAUCAACUUGGGAUGCAGUGACAGUUCUUAACCUUUGUGACAUACACAGAAGAUGCUUCUCCAAGACAGUAAAGCAACUCUGUGUAGUAUUCUAAGGCCUAAAGGCCGAGAGACUGGCCUUUAGUUAUUUCACCAGCAUCGAGGAGGCCUGUAAGUGGUGCCAUAGAUGCUUUGGGGUAAAUGGAGCCAGAAAAGCCAUAUCCUAUUUCUGCAUUUGUAAAGACUGCGCAUACUGGGGUCUUUGGAACCCCUCAAAAGUCUUCCAGUUCCCUGGCCUUCCAGUGCGAGAACUGCAUCAGACGUGGAUGGCAGCCCAAGUUCUUUGGCUUGAGUUAUACUUCCACCUCAGCCUCCUGAUUGCUGGAUUAUAUGUGUGCACCACUGUGCCUAGAGAGGGUUUUAUUCCUUUCCAUCUGGAAAGUCUUUGCCUGCCAUAGAUUAGGUUUUUGUCUUGAGCUGUUUGUUUUUCUCAUCCUGGAGGCUGUAUCCUUACCUGAAGCUCUGUGACUUCUGCAGUGCCCACCCCAUCUCUGAGGAGGAGCAUACUUGUGGAUGCUCACAAAAAGGGCUGUGAGCAGAUGUGACGUGUGCCUAUGUCCAGAUAGAGGUUUGAGGAGCCAAUGAGCAGGAGGUUGUAGGUAGGCUUAUAUUUUCUCUUUUCUGUGAGAGCCCAUUUCCCAAAUAGGGGUAUUCCUUUAGCCCGGGUGCCAGGAUGGUAAGACACGUGGAGCAGAGCUGAAACAGCUGGCCUGAAGACAUUGACUGUAAUGUGAAUGAGAAGCAUUUGCUGUAGUAAGUACUGAGAUUUGGGGGUUGUUACUAUAGCAAAGCUCACUAAUACAUCAUUAAACUGAAACCAGCUGUUGUCCUUCAAAUGGGCCAAUUUGGGGUUUUGUGUCAUGGGCUUCUUUGUUUCUGGAGGAGAAAUUGGCUGUGGAGUUUUUCAGGAGGCCAGUGUGGCUUUCUUUGCAGGUGCAGGUCCCUGCAAGUCCAGCCUCUUUUGUUGCCAUAGUUUCAGAAACACUAUGACCAUUCUCUCCUCAGCUAGAGCCUUCCCACUUGACUUCUUUUGUGAGAACCCAGAACUUUGUGUAAGGGGCCUGACAGCUUCAAUCCAGCAGGCAUUGCAGGUUCCUGGGAACAGCCAUCUGCAGUCACCUCACUGUCUGGAUGAGGCACAUUCCACUAUGCUUCUCGGUGCCUAAUUAGGGAUAAUGACCUGGCUCCUCAGGCAUGGUGAGACUGAGAUGAGAUGGGUGAGAGAAGUUGCAAAUUGAAAUGCACCUGGCAAGGUUCUUCUGGAACCUUCAUCCUUAGCACCCAUACCUUUCAUAAAGCUCAUGGCAGGCCAGGUGCUCAGCGAGCUGCUGUGCCUUUUCUCUAGUCCUUGACUAGAUUUGACAGGGGAAGGGGAAGAAAGGGGACCUGGAGUGGUGCUGUUAGGCCAGAGGUAGGAUCCCAGUGGCUGCUGCUUUGCUGAGAUGGUCAGGAACUGCUAAAACCUACCUGCGCUGUGAGAUUGCUGUGCAGAUCCUGCAUGUGAAGCCUCAGCCCACGUGUGACUUGUACUCAAUGAAUUGCUCUUCACUCAAGAGCAACCAGAGCGCGUCUACACAGACUGGUAGCACUGCGCCAGCGAGUCACCAUGGGUGAUUCUGUACCCCAGGUGACAUCAUAACCUGGUGGGUGCCACUGGCAUUAAGCGGGAGGAGGUAUGCCUCAGUUCCUUACUGUGCACAGGAUAGCACUCCACAAAAGGAAUUAUCUAGCCCAAAUUGUCAGUAAUGCAGCAGUAGUGAAAUGUUGCAGUAAACCAAAAGGGAAAAUAAGUGUUUGGGGGACAAGGUCCUGCUAUAUAGCCCAAGUCAGUCUUGAACUUCCUGUGUAGCCAUGGUCUUCCUGCCUCAGCCUCUGGGUGCUGGGAUUACAGACAUGUAUUAUGCCUAGCAAAGUAGGAACUUUAAUAAUCAGGCUAUGAAAAUUGAAAUAUCUUUACAUGAAUGUUCUGUAAAGCACUUUCUCAGCCUCUCCAGUGCUAAUGGCAGGAGUGCACAGGGGGGCCUUUCCACUGGUAGCCUCCUGGUCAUUACGCCUUUAAGUUAGUAGUGCUUAGAGACAGGAAAGGAAUGGGUCUUUGGGCUGAUGGGAAGUGGGGCCCAAGCUGGCCCCACUGUGGGUCACAUGACAUUCCUUCUGAGCUGUGAGAUGGAGAGGGGUAGUGGAGAAAUGAAUGAUUGCCAUGUUGUCUGAUUCUGUGGGAAGCAGGAGCCUGGCCCCUUCAGGUCAAGACUUGGUAGGCAAACCUUGCAGAAUAUAGGCCAGAGGCAGUAGGAUCUGUGAGAGAAGCCUUUGUGGCUAGAAAAAGGCCCACCAUGAAUCCUGGGUUGAGACAGUGUCAGCCACCUCACUGGCCUUAAGUUGGAUGGGAGCAGUUUACUUAGUAUGGCUAUGUAACCCACAGCAUCUCUACCACAAGAUAGACCCUGCCUCUUGAGGUGAUAAGAGAGUUGAAGAUCCUUAAGGCCCUUGCAGUACAGACUCCAGGCCUAAGAGCCUUGAAUAUACAUCUCAGGGCUCUCAGCCAUGUGGUACUUCCUGUCAGUAGGGGCCAGAGCUUGGAGAAGUGUAUGGCUAGGUAGUGCAGGCUCAGCUCGUUGUGGCCACAAAGCAGGAUUGCAGAGGGAUGAGUGGUGUUGGGGUGAGCAGCUGCAGUGAGUUUGGUAGCUGACCCUGUAAUACUGCAGUACAUCUGUGUGGCCAGAUGCCCAGCAGGUGAGGACUCAGCAGUUGAGCACUUGGCUGCAGGGGCCAUUAAGGGAUUUGUCCAAGUGGCCAGUGCCUGAUAUGGCACUCUGUGGGUGGGAAGGCACUGAUAGCUGUACUGAGUGUGUGGAUGGAAGGAACAAAACAAGCCAGAGUUGGUUUUCAGAUCCCACUCCGAAGCCUCCCUAGUCCUGGACACAGUUCAGCUAUGCAGCAGGUGGUGCAGGAGCCAAGGGUCUCUGCUUCGGAGCCAGGCUGCCUCCAUCCUGGUUCCAGCCCCACACUCCCUUGUGUGAGGCCUUGAGUACUCUCCCUGUUCUUGUUGUUCAGUUUCCUUCUCUGAAACAUGGGCAAGAUAAGAGCACCUACUUCAUGCAGGUGCUUUGAGGACUGAGCAAGUUAUCUGUAUGGAGCCCUUGGAACAGAGCUUGCCUCGUGGUGUCUGCUCUGACUUUAUUCCCUACCUUACCAGGCCCUCAGCUUUGGACUUUUGCUUUGUAUAUUCUGUUCCCUGGACUAUUCUUCCUCAUCUGUUUCCUGCCCUUUUACCUACAACAGCUCCUCCUGUCACUAAUGGCUAGUCUUCAAUUGUCCUACUGCCUCUUUCAGGCAGUCCUCCCUGGCUCCUUACCUAUGUGUUCUGUGGCUCCACACCAUCACUGCCCUUGGCACACUGCACAUUAACUACUUACUCGAUAGUUCACCCUACUUUGCUGUAAAAUGCACCAAGGACCCUGAGCCACACUUUUGUACUGCCAGAGCCUAGCACUGCACUUGUUCAGCACCUCAAAAGCUUGUAAGUAAUUAGAGGCUUGUGGCCUUGAGAAGAGGAACUCAUUCUAAACAGAUGAGAGAUAAAAGCCAGCACCCAUGGUGGACUCAGGCCAUUAAGUUGAAGGAGUGAGGUGAGUGACCCCCAAGCAAAGCCACAGAGCCUUGAGAGAGCAAAUGCUGGUCUGGCUAAGAAGCAUAGGCAGCUGCCUGCUGAGUUUCUGGGCCAGGCUAGCAGCAUUCUAGUGCCGGUUCCCUAACCCUUCCACACCUCUAGGCAGCAGGUACUGUAUAAAGGUGGCAUGGAGCUUAAGCAGCCUGCCCAAAGUCAGCUAGCCAGUGAAAAGUAGAGCAGGACUUGAAUUCAAGACCCUCCAUAUUCCUUCAGAGAAAGGAUUGCCAAUUCAGGGCCCUGCUUCCUAGUUUGCUGUGGGCCCAGAUGCCUCUGUAACACUCCCAAGCUUCUGGUAGAGCAUCAGCAGUCACAGGUGCAACAUUCCACCUGUCUACUUGCUUAAACGAUUAUCUGCUGCCUUCAGAAACCCACAACCCAUAGCCAAAUCCCCGUAGCACCAGAACUCCAUCAGUGGGGCUCUGGUCAGUCUCUCAGUCUUCUGUCUCCCUCCCUCUCCCUCUCUUCCUCCCUCUCUCCCUCUCCCUCCCUCUCCCUCCUUCCCUUUCUCUCCUUUAGUACCAGAUUUAUUAGCUCAUAGUUCACAGUUCUAUAGGUCAGAAAUGUGCCUUGACUCAGCUGUUUUCCUCUGCUCCAGGAUUUAUGAGGUGAAGUCAAAUUGUUGACCAUCUGGGCUCUGAUCGGGAGGUCCUGAGACCUUCCAGGCUUGUUCGGGUUGUCUGUGCAUAUAGAACUGAGGUCCUGCUUGCCUUACUAACACUCAGCUGGAGCUGUCUUUUAGCUUCCAGAGCCUCUGUGGUCCUUGCACAUGGGCCUCUACAUUUACAUGCUCAAUGAAGAGCUUAUGCUUGGAAUCCCUCUUGGCCUCUAUGUCAUCUUUUGAACUCCAGCCAAAGUUCUCUGCUUUUAAGGGUCUAUGUGAUUAGACUGUGCAUACCUAGAUAAUCUUUCUGUUGAAAUAUAUUCUAAAAAUAUUUUUAAAAAUUUAAAUUGACACAUAAUUGACAUUCUUGAGGGGGUAGUGUGACAUUUUGGUACAUGCAUAUAAUGUGUAGUGAUCAGGAUAUUUGCAUAUAUAUUACCUCAGACAUACAUCAUUUCUUUGUGUUGCAAACAUUGAAAAUACUAUUUUGAAAUAUUUAACUAUUAUCAACCAUAGUUGUCCUACUGUACUAUUAGACGUUAUUCCUCCUAUUCAACUGCACCUGUGUAUCGGUCAACCAUCCUUUCCCCAUCCUCCCCACCCUGGCACCUUUUCCAGACUCUGAUAACCACUAUCCUGUUCUUUACUCCUUUGAAAUCUUUUUACUUCCACAUAAAGUGACAAUGUGCA